Messenger RNA from Chilo suppressalis (striped riceborer), 3493 nucleotides. Lineage: Eukaryota; Metazoa; Arthropoda; Insecta; Lepidoptera; Crambidae. The record is from the annotation of a GenBank genome assembly.
UGAUGCUAAACGUAAUUCUACUAAACUGAACAAACAGUUUAUGACAUCUUCAGCGCAAUAUUCAUCAUUCUCAGUCAAAGUUUAAACGGGUUUAAAACAUAUAAAAAACAUUUUAUUCCUUUCGAUUUUAUUGAGAGACUUUCUAUUUAAUUACACCUUAGUACGUAAAUAUGUUUGUUAUAAUGUUUCGUGUUAAAUGAUACGUUUAUGACCUAAUUUUUAUGUUUGCCUUUAAAUAGCAUUAUUAAUAAAAUACGACAAUAGUUAAUAAAAUGUGUUGUGUGAGACGAAAAUAAAAACCGAACAACAUCUAGAUAUAAAACUAAAUAAAUAAAUUAAAAUUUUACUAGAAAUAAAUCCCGGGUAUUCGUCUAAAACCUGGACCGACUGGAAAUUUUCUCGUAAAAUUUUCUUUAGAUUUAAAUAUCUAGCAGUAAAAUGCUUAAAACUUCUAAAUAUAAUAACAUCUAAAUUAAAUUAAACAACACAAGUACUGCAAAAUUAUUUCAUCCAAGAAGCUCAAUGCCGCUGACAUUCUAUUUCCUUGUUAUGUGACUUGCAAUUUUGUUAUUCCAGUACCGGUUUAAUAGCAAACGUACUUAUUAUAGCGAGUAAUUAAAUAUGAUUGAAUUAAAACAUACCCAAUACUUAAAUAUUAAUACAAAAAGCUCAAGUUUCAACGAAACCGAAAGCAAAAAGGAAACAUCUAUACACCAUACGUAUUAAACAAAUUUUAAUGCUUGUAGAUACUUUUGUGACAAAAUGUCAAAACACUAAAGCUAUUUAUAAUGUGGAAAAAUAGGAUAACUGAUUUAAAUUAUAUUUUUAUCUAAUCUUUUGCAAAGCUUACAGUACCCUAAAAGUUCACUAUCAAGGGGCUUCCGUUGGUUAAAGUUAUGGACACGUAUAACGUAUAAAAGCCAACUCAACUCGUAGGUCUCUCCUCGCCGCUCGCACCGCCUGACACACGGGCGCCACUCAGAUCGUUGAAUCUAAAAACUCAGUUGAUUGUUGCGAAUUCCGCGCUUUAGUCGCAUCCCACAUUGGCAUGAUAUCAAAAAGUUUCAAUUAUAAAACAGUAAAAAUGUUUAUUUUAUUUGUGUUCGCGCUCGUUAGUGAUGUCACGUCGGAACCGUGCAGUAUCAACACUGGCAUAGACUUGAGUGAUGCCGAAUUGUCAGCGGAUAACUCCUUCGUGAAAUUCGGAGUGCGUUUCCCUCCAAAAUAUGUUUUUCAAAGGAACAUCAGUGGUGAAGUGAGGCCGUUUGGAUGCAUUUGUGAAUUGAAAAAGUGUUUCCACAAGUGUUGUCCUCUCAAUACAGUGAUGUACAACAAAACUUGUACUAUGAUGCCCGGGGAGGAUAGGGUUGUGAACGGUAAUCUAACUUUGAAUUAUAUCGAUAGAUUGAAGAGGAGAUUAGAUGUUACUAAAGAUGAAUUCGCUCUUUUGUACGGAAGACCGUGCAGUGCCGUUUUUAUGGAAGUAGAGAAGUGGUAUUUGCAAGAGGAUGGUAGUUUGUACGUGGACACACCUAACAUGAUCCCUCCAUGGAUGGUCCGAGGCCCUGACACCUACUGCAUCGACACCUUCGUGUACGACAACCGUGAUGGCACCAGGAGCACCCGAAUGGACGCCCUUGUCUGUUUCGCUAGCAAGCAGGAAGAGCAUUAUUACUUGCUCACUAGCACUUGCAUGGUGAUCUCGUGCGUGUUCAUCCUGGUGACCUGCGCGGUAUACGCGUGGUUGCCGGAGCUGCGCAACUUGCACGGCAGGGUGUUGAUGGCCUACCUGCUGUGCCUGUGCGUCGGCUUCUCCCUCUUCGCCACCAUGCAGAUCCUGCUUUACGUCGACAACAUCUCAGCGACUACGUGCGUGGGACUGACUAUCGGUAUAUACUUCUCGCUGCUGUCAGCAUUCUUCUGGCUGAACGUGAUGUCUUUCGAUAUAUGGUGGACAUUCAGUGGAAAGCGAGGCCUAUCAUUGGAAAAGCUGUCGAUCAAGGGCCGGUUCUAUGCGUAUGCGCUGUACGCAUUCGGUAUCCCUACAGUGCUUACGAUCCUUCUGACUGCACUGGAGUUUUCGGGCUUACCGCCGCACCCGUGGCUCCCGAUGUUGAGGCACCAGGGAUGUUUCAUUUAUGGAACAAGUAAGCUGAUAUACUUCUAUGGGCCGAUCGUAAUUCUUUGCCUGGCCAACAUGGUGUUUUUCAUCUUAACCGCCGUCAAGAUAACUCAGAUCAAGCAACAGACUUCAGUUCUCAAGUCCAAAGAGAGUUCUAAGCACGACCAGCACAAGAAAGAUACACAAAGGCUGUUAUUAUACGUGAAGCUUUUUGCCGUGAUGGGUAUCAAUUGGAUCCUUGAAGUAAUCAGCGCUCUUUAUCCUGAAAUAUAUGGAAUAUGGCGAGUCACAGAUGCAUACAAUGUCCUCAUCGGCUUAAUUAUUUUCAUUAUCUUCGUAUGCAAAAAGAAAAUUUACUAUCUUAUAAAGAAAAGGAUUAAAGAAAAGUUCCAUCAUAAUAAGAGUGAUGGUGAUUUGAAAACUUUAAACACAAAUCGCACUAAGCCAUGGGUUAUAAAAAAACAUGAGCAAAGAGGUAGUAUUGAUACAGUAAAAAGUACUGUUUACGAGGAGCCCAAUAAUAGAGCUGCAACAACACAAGUCUGAUUAAAAAUUAAUAAGGAGCAUACCAUAUCUGGUUACGUAAAAUAGGAAGAAAAACCGAGAACUGAUGCUUUAAGAAAUGUGACGAAACUUUUCCCAAACACCAAAGACCAUAGUAUAACUUAAUUUAGUAAACUUUUGAAAUAAUAAGUCAGUGGGAGAAUAAAAUAGAAAAUGAUUAAUAUUGAAAUGAAAACUCACGCAGACAACUGCACUCACAUUAAAAGAUAUAAGCAGAUGCGAGGAGAGCCUAUAGCUUGGAACCAUCAGACCACAAUGUCGUCCCGAGUACUGUCCAGGGAAGAUACUCGAAUAGGUUCUAUAAAGUUACAAGCCAAGUGAAUACUCAAUUCAAAAACGUCAAGGAAAUCUAUUCAAUUUUCGCUAUUAUGUUUUUAUCAUCGAUUAAUAGUUGAAGGUUAUUUAAUAUACUUACUAAUUGCUAGGAACAUGCUAAAGGAACUUUAAUUUUCUUCAGUCAAUAUACAAUUAUGUUUAUCUACGGAAUAGAUAAAAAGUAUUUUUUUAUGAAAAGGCCAUCAGCCAAUUUUGUAUAUGAACCAAGUGGAAUGCCACUGUACUCCAAAAAAAUAAACUGAUCUUUUUUAUCUCUCUCAAAUCAGAGCUAUUAUAGCCUUAUUAGUAUAGAUAAUUCUGUAGGAACAUACUCACUUGACACCACGGAUUCCGCGGUGAGAUUUUAAAUGAGUAUUUUAAGCCCUGCAAUUCUGUAAGUACAUACUCACUUUUCGCCUUUUUCUUUUCCACUUUACACAAAUUUGUAUUUUAAUUACAAAUCAUAAUCAUAAGAAUGCACGGCUGGUUUGU